This is a messenger RNA of Epithele typhae, 906 nucleotides long. Its product is annotated as ribosomal protein S5 domain 2-like protein. Gene Ontology annotation, biological process: exonucleolytic trimming to generate mature 3'-end of 5.8S rRNA from tricistronic rRNA transcript (SSU-rRNA, 5.8S rRNA, LSU-rRNA); U5 snRNA 3'-end processing; nuclear mRNA surveillance. Gene Ontology annotation, cellular component: nuclear exosome (RNase complex); cytoplasmic exosome (RNase complex). The record is from RefSeq and is a predicted model, not a curated record. The transcript has 6 exons. Lineage: Eukaryota; Fungi; Basidiomycota; Agaricomycetes; Polyporales; Epitheliaceae. The coding region runs from base 1 to 906 and encodes 301 amino acids.
AUGGCCGCCCUCGCCUCGUCUUCUGCUUCUGCACUCCCGCCCAGUACCGAGGCCGACACGCUCAAGGCCCUCACCUUCCAGCGGCUGCACCCCAGAACCUACCUCGCCCGCUUCCUCGCCGAGGGCGUCCGCCCUGACGGCCGCGAGCUCGACGACUGGCGCGACCUCUCCGUCCACGUCGGCUCGAUCUCGACCGCAGACGGCUCCGCGCUCGUCCGCCUCGGCGCGACCACCGUCGUCUGCGGCGUGAAGGCGGAGAUCGCGGAGCCCGAGCUCGACCGCCCCGGCGAGGGCUUCCUCGUGCCGAACCUCGACCUGCCCGCGAUCUGCUCGCCGCGGUUCAAGCCCGGGCCGCCGACGGACGAGGCGCAGGUGCUGUCGGACCGGCUGAACGAGGUGCUCGUCGCGUCGGGCGUCGUGCCCCCCGCGUCGCUCUGCAUCGCGCCCGGGCGCGCGGCGUGGGUGCUCUACGUCGACGCGACGUGCAUCAACUACGACGGGAACGCGUUCGACGCCGCGCUGCUCGCCAUGGUCGCCGCGCUCAAGAACGUGCGCCUCCCGAAGGCGGUCUACGACGAGGACCUGCGCCGGACGCGGUGCUCCCGCAAAGAACGCGUGCCGCUCCAGCUCGGCCGGCUCCCGACCUCGUUCUCGUUUGGCGUGACGGACGGGACACACACGCUCGCGGACCCGACGGCGUUCGAGGAGCCCCUGCUCGACACGACGCUCACCGUCGUCGUCGACGACCGCGGCGCGCUCGUGGCCGCGACGCAGCGAGGGCUCGGGCUCGGGCUCGGUGCGGCGGGUGAUGACCAGGAGGACGUGCUGCGGCGGUGCGUCGAGGCGGCGCGGGAGUGCUGGACGAGGUCGAGGAGGGACGUGUAUGCGCUCGGGUCGCGCCCGUGA